CUGGGUUUACAGGUGUGAGACCCCAUGCCCAGCCUAGAUAUUUCUUUUAAACAGUAGAAUACUAUUGCAAUACAUAUUUUCCUUUAACAUAGAUAGGAGUCAACAAUAAUUAAGUUUUUCAACAUGCUUGCUUUGCAUCUAGGAAGUCUCUUGGGUGAACAGUCAAUAAAUAGUUUUCAAGCACCAGCUCUGAGCUAGGUUGUGAGUUGGAUAUGCAGACCUUUGAGAGAGACUUAAAGGAUAUGCUUCUGCCCUCAGGGAGUCCCCAUUCCAGAGGUGACAUGGAGACGCACACAAGUAGGAGCCCAGUGCAAACUAGGGCCCUGGGUCAACUUUCAUGGUGAUUAAGAAUCUCACCUCGGGACCAGGCCUGCUUUUGGCUGCAUCGACUGGGGAUCCUUGGCACCAGGUAUGUGCAUCUGGGACCGACCCCCUGGGCUGGCUAAUCAAGGAGGAAGCAACAGCAGUGUCUGCUGUGGGGGCUGCAGCUCUGUACCUGCAUCAUCCUGGUGAUAGUCACAGUGGCCAAGUGGGUUUCUUGGGGGCCCAGCUUCCUCCAGAGGUGGCAGCAAUGGCCCAGCUACUAGGGGACCUAAACAGGAGCACGUUCAGAAAAUUGCUGAAGUUUAUGGUCAGCAGCCUGCAAGGGGAGGACUGCCGAGAGGCUGUGCAGUGUCUUGGGGUCAGCACCAACCUGCCAGAGGAGUGGCUAGGUGUCCUGCUGGCAGGCAUGCACACGCUGCUCCAGCCGGCCCUCCAUCUGCGCUCCACCAGCCUGAAGCCCAACACCUUCAGGGACCAGCUCCAGGAGCUCUGCAUCCCCCAAGACCUGGUCAGGGACUUGGCCAGCAUCGUAUUUGGGAGCCAGCGACCCAUCCUUUAUUCUGUGGCCCAGCAGCCAGGGGCCUGGCUGCCCCAUGUUGCUGACUUUCAGUGGUGGGUGGAUGUGACAAUCUCCACCAGUGCCCUGGCUCACUCCCUGCAGCUGAGCGUCCUGAUGCAGCUGAAGCUUUCAGAUGGGUUAGCAUACCGCUUCGAGGUCCCCAUAGCCAAGUUCCAGGAGCUGUGGUACAGCAUGGCCCUGGUCCUAAAGGAGAUGGCAGAUCUGGAGAAGAAGUGUGAGUGUGGCCUGCAGGACUGACCCCUCACAUGACCAGUCCCAUUCAGGUCAGGCUUGGACAGGCACCUCAGAAGGUGCCAAAGUGCAGCUGAUUCUUCCCAGGACAGCCCUGCCCUUCCCAUGAGGCAGACUCUUCAUCCAGGUGCUUUUGUAGAUCUUGUAUUUUAGGUUGGGCAUUUUCAUUCUUCUGCCUUAAAUCCCUGACCUCACAGAGCUGACAUUCUAGUGGGGCUGUGGGGAGGAGAAAUAUUAUAAAAUAAAUAAUAAAAUUUUUUUUUGAAAAAGAAACUUGCCUCUUCCCUUAGCCCCAACUCAACUUCCCUCUUUUCCAAAAGUAAAAGACCUUAUGCUUUCCACAAGAACAUAAAGACACGUGAAUAACCUAACAGGAAAUUAGCCACAUUUGGAAAGAGCCCAGCAGUCAUAAACUGUAUUAUAUCUCUUUUCUUUUCCAAAUAAAGUCAGAGGUUGUUUGUACAAACAUAGACUUAUCUCAAAAAGAAAAUACAUUGACUUCAGGCUUUCAUUGAGUCAGUUUGUUGUUUACAUUUCUGUACUGCAGAAUGCCUGAGAGGACACUCUAGUGAAGAGGUUGCUGGUAAAUGCCCUUAAUAUAAAAACAUUUAGAAAUUGUAGCAUUUUAUUUAGCAUCGAUAGGACCACAGAAGGCAAAAAAAGAGGGUACAGGAGGGGGCGAAGUUGUUUCAAGGAAAUCUAUGCAGCUGCUAAUUGUCUUCAAGGCUGUUAGAAAGUACUGGAAUCCCACAGGAUAUACUUUAAGUGACACCAGAAACAGUUGAAAAACAAACAUGAAAAUGGAAAUGGGCCAUGCGAAAGAUUAUCAUCUACCAUCUAUAGAGGAAAACAAGGCGCACACAGGAUGAACUAAAGCUCUAGGUCUUUUAAAGCUUCUCUGUAGUGUUUGGCCAUAUAGUCCCACAUGCUACGGUCUUGGUUAUUCUUUCUCAUGAUGCUGUAGGGGAAGAUAAAUUCGGGCUGCAGUGUGGUCAUACCACUGAAAAUACAACUUCAUGUUUCUGGGCCAUUCCCUUAUUGGUGAAAUAGUGGCAUUGGACCAGAUUUUCGUUUUUCAAACUGUGCUGUAGAAGUCAUCAGAUGCUUCCAGAUCUUCCAAGGGAAUGGAGAUACGAGGAAACCAAGGGGGAGCUUUGCCUACUCCUCCAGCUCUGCCAUUAUUAUUAUUGUUAUUUUUA
Cercocebus atys (sooty mangabey) is the source of this 2334-nucleotide messenger RNA. Its product is annotated as COMM domain-containing protein 5-like. The coding region runs from base 338 to 1141 and encodes 267 amino acids. The record is from RefSeq and is a predicted model, not a curated record. Lineage: Eukaryota; Metazoa; Chordata; Mammalia; Primates; Cercopithecidae. Gene Ontology annotation, cellular component: nucleus. The transcript has a single exon.